Molecule: messenger RNA, 3562 nt
Organism: Phragmites australis (common reed)
Lineage: Eukaryota; Viridiplantae; Streptophyta; Magnoliopsida; Poales; Poaceae
Product: receptor kinase-like protein Xa21
Exons: 2
Coding region: 1-3156 (1051 amino acids)
Biological process (GO): protein phosphorylation
Molecular function (GO): protein binding; ATP binding; protein kinase activity
Source: RefSeq, a predicted model, not a curated record
AUGAGAAGGCAAGUGUGCUCUUGUAGCCUCCUCAUGGCAGAAGCAAUAACAGUGUUCUGCCUCUCAUUGUUGUUCUUCUGCUCCCAUGCUCUGGUAUCUCCAGGGAGCAGCAACGCCACGACCGACGAGCUCUCGCUACUGGCCUUCAAGUCCAUGCUGUCAAGCCCAUCCGAUGGCUUGCUCGCAUCAUGGAACACUUCAAGCCACUACUGCAGCUGGCCCGGAGUUGUUUGCAGCCGUCGGCAACCAGAGAGGGUGAUCUCGCUGCUCAUGGGCUCCUUCAACCUUUCAGGGCGCCUAUCGCCGUUCCUGGGCAACCUAUCAUUUCUCAAGAAGCUGGACCUUCAUGACAACCAAUUUGUUGGGCAUAUACCUCCUGAGCUCGGUCAUCUCAGCAGGCUUCGGAUGCUGAACCUGAGCACAAAUACUCUCCAUGGAAGCAUUCCUGUGGCCUUGGGAGGGUGCACCAAUCUCACAAUGCUUGACCUAAGCAGUAACCAACUCCGAGGUGAGAUACCAACUGAGGUAGGCGCCUUGAAAAAUCUUGUUGAUCUGAGGCUUCACAAAAAUGGUUUGUCAGGAGUGAUCCCUGUUUCACUGGCAGAUUCGCUAUCGAUUGAAUACCUGUCUUUGAGAAACAACAGAUUGUCUGGUGAGAUACCACUAGCUUUGGGUAAUCUCACCAACCUGUGGCAUCUUGACCUUGCGGACAACAUGCUGUCAGGAGCUAUCCCUUCAUCUCUGGGCUGGUUGUCCAGUCUAUCUGUGUUCAACUUAGGCUAUAACAACCUAAGUGGGUUGAUCCCCACUUCUCUUUGGAACAUUUCCUCUCUAACAGUGUUUGCUGUCCAACAAAAUAUGCUAAGUGGAACGAUACCGCCAAAUGCAUUCAGUACUCUCCACCAUCUUCAGAAAAUUGCAAUGAAUGGCAAUGAGUUUCAUGGCUAUAUCCCCAGUUCACUUGCUAAUGCUUCCGAUCUGUCUUUUGUUCAACUCAAUUAUAACUUUUUAAGCGGCAUUGUUCCUCCAGAGGUUGAAAUGUUAAGACAAAUCAACUGGCUACAGCUCUCGAACAAUUUGCUUCAAGCCAAAGAGCCGAAAGAUUGGGACUUCAUAUCCGCGUUGACAAAUUGCUCCCAAUUGCAAAUGUUGGACUUGGGUGCUAACAAGUUUAGAGGAGUUCUUCCUGAUUCAGUUUCCAAUCUUUCCAAUUCACUAACAUUUCUCUCCUUUUCAGUCAAUGAAGUUUCAGGCAGCAUACCUAAAGAUAUAGGUAAUAUCAUCAACUUACAGUCUCUUGAUCUUAGUAAUAAUUAUUUCACAGGAAAUCUUCCCUCAUCCCUCAGUAGGCUUAAGAAUUUGCAAGCUUUCUCUGUAUAUAGCAACAAAAUCAGUGGUUCGAUCCCAUUGAGCAUAGGAAAUCUUACAAAACUAAAUUAUUUGGACUUUGACACAAAUGCCUUCAGUGGUAGGAUUCCAAACACACUUGGAAACAUGACAAACUUGUUGGCACUAGGCCUUUCAAAUAAUAACUUUACAGGCCAAAUUCCAAUCGAAAUAUUCAACAUCCCCACGCUCUCUGGUAUUCUAGAGCUAUCCAAUAAUAACUUGGAGGGUUCAAUACCACAAGAAAUUGGAAAUCUAAAAAAUCUUGUAGAGUUCCGUGCAGAUUCCAACAAGUUAUCAGGUGAAAUCCCUAGGACCCUUGGCGAAUGCCAACUUCUCCAGAAUCUGUAUCUUCAAAACAAUAUUUUAACCGGUAGAAUUCCCUCUCUGCUGAGUCAACUGAAAGGUUUAGAAAAUCUUGAUCUCUCAAGCAACAAUUUGUCAGGCCAGAUUCCUAAGUUCUUUGGGAACAUUAGCACGCUCUAUUAUCUAAACCUUUCAUUCAAUAACUUUAUCGGUCAAAUUCCCAGCUUUGGUGUUUUUGCAAAUGCUAGUGCAAUAUCGAUCCAAGGCAAUGACAAACUUUGUGGUGGCAUACCUGAUCUACAUUUGACCCCAUGUUCUUCAGAAUUGGGAAAGAGAAAGCACAAAUUUCCACUGAUUCCUAUUGCUGUUUCUCUCACUGCAACAAUAGUCAUCCUUUCAUUGAUCUGCAUAUUUCUUUCUUGGCGCAAAAGCACAACCAAAGUUCCUUCAACAACAUCCAUGCAAGGCCACCAAUUGAUCACGUAUCCACAGUUAGUGAGAGCAACAGAUGGUUUCUCGAGCAGCAAUUUGUUGGGUUCUGGGACAUUUGGGGCUGUAUUCAAAGGAAAUAUAGGGGCCCAAGAUGGUCAAAGUACAAGUCUUAUUGCUGUUAAGGUACUGAAAUUACAAACUCCUGGGGCUCUCAAAAGUUUCACUGCCGAAUGCGAAGCACUGCGAAACCUACGGCACCGAAAUCUCGUGAAGAUAAUUACAGCCUGCUGCAGCAUUGAUAGCAGAGGGAAUGACUUCAAGGCAAUUGUGUUUGAGUUCAUGCCUAAUGGAAGUUUAGAAGGCUGGUUGCAUCCUGACACAAAUGACCAAACAGAGCAGAAGUACUUAAAUCUCCUUGAGAGAGUUACCAUACUGCUCGAUGUCGUUAAUGCUCUCGAUUACCUACAUUGCCAUGGCCCCGCUCCUGUUGUACAUUGCGAUCUCAAGUCAAGCAAUGUGCUCUUGGAUGCUGAUAUGGCAGCCCAUGUGGGAGACUUUGGACUUGCAAAGAUUCUUGUUGAGGGAAGCACAUCUUUUCAUCAGUCAACGAGCUCGAUGGGAUUUAGAGGGACAAUCGGUUAUGCUGCCCCAGAGUAUGGCGCUGGAAACACGGUAUCUACAAAUGGAGAUAUUUACAGUUACGGGAUUCUAGUGCUGGAAACAAUAACCGGGAAGAGGCCUACCGAUAGUGGAUUCAGGCAAGGAUCGAACCUUCGUGAAUACGUUGAGCUGGGUCUACUCAACGGAGUGAUGGACGUUGUUGACAUCCGGCUGUCUUCAGACCUCGAGAACAGGCUCCAGAGUACGAAUGAUUCUUCAUACAGGAGACAGAUUGAUUGCCUUGUUUCGCUGCUCAGACUCGGAAUGUCCUGCUCUGAAGAAAUGCCAUCGAGUAGGAUGCCAACAGGCGAUAUCAUCAGGGAACUGCAAGCCAUCAAAGAAUAUAUCUGUCGUGGGGAGAACAAGACAUGAAGAGGGAAGAACUGAACUUUCACGAUCCAAUUGUAUCAUGCAGUGGCUGUGAUCUUCGGUGUCUGAAGAAUUCUUAAGCGUGUGUGAGAACGAUCCGUGAUCUGAACAUCUUGACCUGCAAAAUUGUUUCUUUGGAAUGUUUUGCAAGUUACAACUGCUCCAACUCAGAAAGAUUAUACUGGGAGAAGUUUCUGGCAGAAGAAUAUUGCUGAGUGCCUAAUUUUACUAGUUGGGUGCUCUGGUAUGAUUGUUCCCUUUUUGUUGUCCUUUUGUUUCAGGAGAUUGCUCCGACAGAAUUUCGUUCGUGUUUUGUAAGUCGGGCAUCUGUUUGCCAAGGCUGUACUUUGUUUUUCUCCUUAUAUGUACUUUGAACCUGGUUUUCUAACUUGAUACAAACAUAUGCGGC